Messenger RNA from Magnolia sinica, 1543 nucleotides. RefSeq names its product LOB domain-containing protein 2-like. The record is from RefSeq and is a predicted model, not a curated record. Bases 94 to 798 code for a protein of 234 amino acids. The transcript has 3 exons. Lineage: Eukaryota; Viridiplantae; Streptophyta; Magnoliopsida; Magnoliales; Magnoliaceae.
GCUUCUAAAACUAGGAGCAUCUCUUUCUAUCACGCUCUCCGACCCUUCUGCAUCUCAUUGCCCUCUCAGCACCAUCUCCUCUCUUUCCCACAGAUGCAAAGCAAUAGCGGAGCAGCUCAUCAGGCCUGCGCGUCAUGCAAGCAUCAGAGGAAGAGGUGCGAGCCCAACUGCCUGAUGGCCCCAUUCUUCCCACACGACGAGAUGGAGAGUUUCCAGGCAGUGCAUAAAGUGUUUGGAGUUAGCAACACGCAGAAGAUGAUUAAGAACAUCGAGUCGCAUGAUGAUCGAAGUAAGGCGAUCAAGUCCAUCGUAUGGGAGGCCCAGUGCUGGGAGAUGGACCCAGUUAAUGGGUGCUUGGGUCGGUAUAUGGAACUGGAACAUGAGAAAAACAUGCUGAAGGAAGAGAACAAGAAGUUGUGGAACGAGAAUAACCUACUCAAGACUCAAUUCUUGCAAUCACAGUACAAUGCUGGGAAUGGCUCGUAUGAUUGGAGCAAUAUCAAUAAUGGUAUUGUAAUAGAUACUGAAAAUGAUAACAACGGCUACAUCACUAGCUACGCUGACUACAUUCAGCCAUACCCGUUACGAACCUUAAGAAAACCAGACCAAACAAGAAAUUCUCUGGCUCUCCAUUCUCAGUCGCAGAUUAACCAACACCAAUACACAGUUCCAGUGAACUCAAAUAAGCUUGAGCAGGUUGGUUUAAGUGCGAUGAAUGUGAAUAGCGAUGCGACGGAUGUGAAGAGUGAAACAAUAUGGGGGACGAAAAUGAUUAAUGAUCCAAAUUGGAUGAGAUAAUCAUGGGUUGCAAUAUAUCAAGAAAUUUCACAUUGUAUUGUAGUAGGAAUUUUUAUUUUUAUUUUUAGUUUUUGGUUGAUGGCUAAUUUAGAGAGACUAAUUGAAUAUGAUUGUUUUCUUUUGUAUUUAUAAUAUUUGAAAUUGAAUAAGGUUUUGAAGUAUUAUUUUGAUUUGGAGAUUUAUUUCGCAAGUUAAAGUGGUUUAGUUCUGCUUAGAUUCUUAGUACAAAGUUUCAAUUGAGCUACAAUGUAUAAAAAUCAGUUUAUUUUAGUGAAUUAAAUUCAAAUCCAUUAUUGAGGUCAGGAUCAUCAAUGAAGCAUGUGAGUAGACCAUCUAUUCAUACAUGGGCCCUUGUGUCAUCAAUGGAUCUGCCAAUUUUCAUGCGAAAACUUUGGUAUAAAGCGGUUCCAAUAGAUGAAACCGUGGACAAUGUAUUUAUACAUGGGCCCUUCUGUCAAGUGUUUGGCAAUGUUGGACAAUCUAUUUAUACGUGGGCCCUUAUGUCAAGUGUUUGGCAAUAUUACUAGGUUUUACAGCGAGGUGUUAGAAGAGGCAGGGUUAUGAGUCUCUAGGACUUUUUACUUAAUAAUGGUGGUAACAUUCAGAAGAGGAAGAAGUGAUGAAAUAGAAACAUCGAUCUCAAAGCAUAAAACAUCCUCAACGAAUGUAACAUCUUUAGAAAUAUACUCGUUGUUAGUAACGAGAUAGUAGCACUUUAACCCUUUUCUAAAGUUGAAAUAGUUAA